GGCGUCCACCAGAGCGCUGCCAUGGGGUAGACGUAUAAACCACUCGCUCUCCACCUCACUUUGCCCAAAAUCACUUAAUCUCGUGUUCAGCAUGAACUUCGUUAUUCAAAUUACGUCAACUUUACACGAACUAAGGCGACUUAGAGGAGCAGGAACAAAAGGAUUUAAGCAGAAAUGUCGGGGAAAAAAGGCAAACGUAGACAGGAUUUUAAUUUGGCGAAUGAUCUGACAGUUUAUGACUAUGCUGAUUCAUCAAGACCACAAGCUUGCGCACGAAUAAAGAAGGGCAUGUCUUGCAAUGUCAUCAGAGAAGUAAAGACAUUGGGUGCUACACAAAGUGCACAACAACUAAAAGAAGACCUGAGCUGGUUUGAAAAAGACAUUGAAGACUUUGAUGUAACUCUUGACAAAGAGAGGGAGAAUUUGAAGCAGAAGACAGUGACCUCUAUCUCUGGGAUGCACACUAGUAGUAAAUUCUUUGAGCCUUUCUUCCUCUUUAUGUGUGUUGAGAGUGGGAGUGAUGAAGAAACUCAAGGAGCCACGGCUGCACCAACUCGCCGAAAAGGUCGGAUAUCAAAACAAUCAGCGGAACAGGAAAAGAUAGGAGUUACCUACCCUGCUGAUCUGUGGUACAUCUUGGCUGACUAUAUCUAUCCUGAGUCAGUGGGGCGGUUUGGAGUUUUAUGUAAGGAUGCUUAUGCCACCACCAAGAAAAGAGCAUUCUGGAGAAGUCUUUACAACAGGUAUUACAGCAAGGAAAAGGAUCUUCCUGCAGACCUUAGGCCUCAGGCAAUGGAGCGAAAUCAUGGUCUGCGGGCUCGCUGUAUACGAGCACUGUACUUCCUUUCCCCAGUUUUAGUCGAGCGUGUACGAUUGCAUGGUCCUUUUGAAUCAGAUGCUCACACACUAGUUGGCUAUAGGUGUCUGCUAGCUUGGCACCAGCCAGCACAAGGCAAAUGGCAUUUCUGCUUCAAGCUGCAAAGGCUCUCCCCACUUUAUCAGCCCUCUACCAACAGAUAUACACGUUGUGAAGACAUCCGAAAUGGCUACAACAAUAUUUAUUACAACCCGGAGGAGGGCUGCUGUGUGCUUCAGGUGACCAGCACCCACUUUUCCUCUACCUCCCCAGCCGUCAUGGGUCAGCUGUUGUCUGGUGUUCACAUCUCCCUUAGUCAUGGCUUUCGACAUCAACGCAUUCGCCUGAGCUUUGACAGCAGUCAUGUUACAGCAGCCUCUCUCUCGUCAGGUCACGCAGUUGAAUGUGUGCUGGAUCCUGUGGUGGCCAUAAAGAUUUUUCAUUGGUGGGAUCCCAGCUAUCCUUUCCCCACUUAAAUCUGACUUGUGAUUGCCAGACCAAUGCCAAACUAAAGAUUUUCAUUAACUUAUUAUUUGGGUUUUUUUUAAAAAAAGCAGUGGAAGAUCUUUGUAUUAGUUCAUCUUGUGCAGUGUCUAUCUUGAGUGAUUAUGUAACAUUAUAGUGCCAGGAGAACUGGAUAUAUUUUUGCUUACAUCUUUUCUGUAAGAAAGAACAUGCAGUGAGCCUUACUGGGUUGGAGUUUUUUGGGAGGUUCAUGAUAGUGUGUUGCAGCCAUUCAGGGAGUAUUUUUUUCAAUUUGUUUGCUCAUCACAAUUUUGAUGGUGCUGCCUAAUGUUCCAAGCACAAGCUUUAUCGGUUGUGAAUAAAUGGAGUUAGUAAUGCCAGCAAAUGCUGAAAAGACCAAAGCUAUGAUUUUGGACAGUUUUGUUAUCUUUCUUUUUCCAUUUAGUUGGGACCAGCAGAUGUGGUGCCAUCUUUUUUGUGAUAGAUCAUUUUGCAAAUUAUUUCAUCCUUUAAAGAACUACAAAGAAUAUCAAGUAGGCUUUGGAGCUGGAUAAUGACUGCUGCAUUCCUUUAUAUUUACAAGACCAGUGAUCUCAGCUGUGCACAGGUUUUAAGAUGAAGGAGUGUCAAAUUAAUGGUUUUAUGAAAGUCUUUGGUAAAAGUUGCUCAUAAAAUAAUGCACAAGUAGAGAACAAUUAAGAAAAAUCAUGUUUGAAGACAAAGAUGCCUAGAUUUUGGGAAAUCAUGCAUAAAAAUUGAUAAACAGAUAACUUUGAAGUAUGAAACUUUUUGAUUUAGUACAUUUAUAGGUUUUAGUAUGUGCUUAUUUUGGAAGAUGACCUGUGAGAACUGUGAUGUCAGUGUUGUGGUACAAUUAUUGUUGUUAGAAGUUCUGCAAAGACCAUACAUGAGAGAAAUAGAUUGCUUGAGGCAACUUGUUCUCAAAGUUAUGUAAAAUGAGCAUAACAGCAUUUGGCAUGCUGGAGUCUCUACACACUUCAGCUGCCUUGGGUCUUUUGUAAGCACAGCAAAAUUAGUUGAAAUAAAGCAUUAUAUUUAUUUUGCAUAAGAAUAGAAAUGUGUUGGGGAAACUAUGCAGAACAAUGAAGGUGAUGAAAAGAUGAAUGUAGGCUUUUCUUUGUUAAUGGCUAUUGUCAAAAGUGUUGAGUUUUCAACAAAAAUAAUGUGACUGGGUUGCAGGAACUGGGGCACAAAAUAAACAUGAUUAAGUCCCCACAA
Molecule: messenger RNA, 2560 nt
Organism: Pomacea canaliculata
Lineage: Eukaryota; Metazoa; Mollusca; Gastropoda; Architaenioglossa; Ampullariidae
Product: transmembrane protein 183B-like
Exons: 7
Coding region: 175-1332 (385 amino acids)
Biological process (GO): regulation of protein stability
Cellular component (GO): SCF ubiquitin ligase complex
Source: RefSeq, a predicted model, not a curated record